UCCGUGUCAGUGCGCAGUGUGAGUGCGCCGGCCUAUUAGUUCGUAUUAAGUAUGGCUGCAUCUUCCAGUGGGGAGAAGGAGAAGGAGCGGCUCGGAGGCAGCUUGGGGGCCGCGGGUGGUAACAGCACACGAGAGCGGCUGCUGUCUGCUCUUGAAGAUCUGGAGGUCUUGUCGAGGGAACUUAUAGAAAUGCUGGCAAUUUCAAGAAACCAAAAGUUGUUACAAACUGGAGAGGAAAACCAGGUCCUGGAAUUGUUAAUUCACCGUGAUGGGGAAUUUCAAGAACUUAUGAAACUGGCACUUAAUCAGGGCAAAAUUCAUCAUGAAAUGCAAGUUUUAGAAAAAGAAGUAGAGAAAAGAGACAAUGAUAUUCAGCAACUACAAAAACAACUGAAGGAAGCAGAGCAAAUACUGGCAACAGCUGUUUACCAAGCAAAAGAGAAAUUAAAGUCAAUAGAAAAAGCAAGAAAAGGUGCUAUUUCCUCUGAAGAAAUAAUUAAGUAUGCACAUAGGAUUAGUGCAAGUAAUGCUGUGUGUGCGCCACUGACCUGGGUUCCAGGGGACCCGCGGAGACCAUACCCAACUGAUUUAGAGAUGAGAAGUGGAUUAUUGGGUCAAAUGAACAAUCCUUCCACUAAUGGUGUGAAUGGUCAUUUACCAGGGGACGCACUUGCAGCAGGCAGACUACCAGAUGUCCUUGCCCCCCAGUAUCCGUGGCAGUCAAAUGAUAUGUCCAUGAAUAUGUUACCACCAAAUCACAGUAAUGACUUUUUGUUGGAACCUCCUGGGCAUAAUAAAGAAAAUGAAGAUGAUGUAGAGGUUAUGUCAACCGACUCUUCAAGUAGUAGCAGUGACUCUGAUUAAAAAGGCAUGGAAGACAUGAUAC
Messenger RNA from Nycticebus coucang (slow loris), 886 nucleotides. It is a transcript of the gene MED4, whose product is annotated as mediator complex subunit 4. Gene Ontology annotation, biological process: regulation of transcription by RNA polymerase II. Bases 52 to 864 code for a protein of 270 amino acids. NCBI's taxonomy places the organism in Eukaryota, Metazoa, Chordata, Mammalia, Primates, Lorisidae. Gene Ontology annotation, cellular component: mediator complex; core mediator complex. The transcript has 7 exons. Gene Ontology annotation, molecular function: transcription coregulator activity. The record is from RefSeq and is a predicted model, not a curated record.